Messenger RNA from Endocarpon pusillum Z07020, 1638 nucleotides. RefSeq lists its product as uncharacterized. Gene Ontology annotation, molecular function: triacylglycerol lipase activity. The transcript has a single exon. Bases 1 to 1638 code for a protein of 545 amino acids. The record is from RefSeq and is a predicted model, not a curated record. NCBI's taxonomy places the organism in Eukaryota, Fungi, Ascomycota, Eurotiomycetes, Verrucariales, Verrucariaceae. Gene Ontology annotation, biological process: lipid metabolic process.
AUGUCUUUGCUUGACUCGCUGAUAAGUAUAGUCUGGACCAUUCUCACCUUUUCUUGGAUCCGCCGUCGCGCAGCUCUUCUUGCUGCGGUCGAGGACCUGAAAAAGGCUUCGAAGGCAGCUGAAACAUAUGAGCAAUGGCACAAUCUUCAAGCGGAGAUCGAUCGCCUUCUCGGUCUUGACUUGUGGCGGCGAAGAAACGACAGCAAGUACUAUGAUUGGUUCAAGAUUUCUCAGCAGAAGCGAGAGAUUGAACGAUGUCAGGUCAAUGGGGACAUCCUGAAACUCUGCGGGCUGCUCAGAAUGCACCCAGUGCGGAAUCUCUACGACAUACUAUCGCCUAGGCUGUAUACAAAGGCACAUGCUGGCACGAAGCUUCUCAUCGAGGACUACAUCCGCCAGGUACAGCGAUGUAUCAGUGAUCUGGCAGCGAUUUCAGGUACUCAGGCUGGUUUCAAUUCUCAGACGAAAAUGGAGCUUUUUCACGACACAAGCCAUGCAUUUGGAAGGUCAACUCUUGUCUUACAAGGUGGUUCUGCCUUCAGCAUGUGCCAUCUUGGUGUUGUCAAGGCACUGCACCUUAGAGGCUUGUUGCCAAGAAUCAUUACAGGAACAGCUACAGGAGCACUUGUGGCAGCGUUGGUCGGUGUGCAUACAGAUGAUGAGCUUCUCGAGGUCCUUGCUGGUAGGGCCAUUGAUUUAAGCUCUUUCCAGAGGGCUCGACUGCGAAGGAGAAAGCUUGCAGAUGAUGCUCCAGCAGGAACGAAAUGGUUCCAAGCAGUUCGUAGGAGGGGUGCAAGAUUUCUUCGGACGGGCCAUAUCUUCAAUAUACGCGUCCUGCAAGAGUGUGCUCAAGACAAUCUUGGGGAUAUCACUUUCGAGGAAGCAUUUUCCAAGACUGGACGAAUCCUCAACGUCACGGUGGCUCUGCCCGAUGAAGUAGGUAUACCUCAAUUGUUGAAUUACAUCACCGCCCCACAUGUCCUCAUCUGGUCAGCCGUCGUAGCCUCUACAGCAACUUCCAAAACCCUCUAUGCACCAGUCCAGCUGUACUGCAAAAACGAGAUCGGCUCCACUGAGCCUUACGCCGCCACCGACCACGAUGGGAGCCCAUUGAAGCAAAGAACAGGUUCAACCCGAGGUAGAGCUGAACUUCAGGAAGCACCGCUGAAACGAAUCGGCGAGCUCUUCAACGUCAACCACUUCAUCGUAUCUCAAACCCGUCCCUACAUCGCACCAUUCGUCCGUGCCGAGCAAAACUAUGCCGGUCACUCCACCUUCCUCAACACCUUGAUUCGCCUGUGGUCCGGGGAAGUUUUUCAUAUGCUGAAUCAGCUCAAUUCAAUCGGCUGGUUGCCCACACCACUUUGCAGACUUUUGAUGGACGAGACAAUCCCGAGCAACAGUCGAUGGGCAAAGAUUAGCCUUACGCCGGAUCUGACAUUUAAAGAUCUGCUUGCACUCUUCGACACGCCUACCGAACAUCUACUGGAUGAGUGGAUUAUGCGAGGCGAGAGAAGCGUUUGGCCGGCUGUUCCCGAAUUAAGAGUGAGAUGUGGUAUUGAAUUCGAACUGGAGAGAGCGUAUGAGAGUGUUAGGAGAAGAAGCCCCGAGCAGUUGGGUGUUGAUUUCGGUGGAUAG